This is a messenger RNA of Ostertagia ostertagi, 123 nucleotides long. NCBI's taxonomy places the organism in Eukaryota, Metazoa, Nematoda, Chromadorea, Rhabditida, Trichostrongylidae. The record is from the annotation of a GenBank genome assembly.
AUGUCGUCUCGAUCGACUUAUGUCGAGGGAGAGAUUUUGGAGUUGCUGUACUGGCGUGAUCCUAAAAAGAGUGCCGUAGCUCUAUCGCUGAUUCUCGUGGCCGUGUUCAUCCUUGGAAAGUGA